UCUGUCAGGCUCUUUCUACGUUCGACUACCAGUUUCACUCAAGUGAUACCCUCCGUAAUAGCUCCUGCUAGAAAGAAAAUAUCUCGCGACAACAAGGAGAACAUCGCCGUACCAAGUCAACUUCGACCAACACGAACUUCACCUGUUGCACCGCUGGGGAAGAAGGCAAACAAGUAAGCCCUCAAGGCCUUCUCGCCGCCCGCUUUCUCGGAUAGACGACAAUGCUAUGGUUCCAGCCCCUCAUGAUAUUUCAGCAAAAGUCCUUCCCAGCCGCAACGCAGAAAACUAUCUACGCGAAAAUUCACCGCUCUAUUCUAUGCCACAAUUCGAUUCGUAUCCAUACCAGUUUCUGUCGUUCUUCGAUAUGUUUUUGGAGAUACCACCUGAGGAAACCUACCCAUACUCUCCUCUGAUUGAUCUAUUCUGCGACCUGCACACGCUAUUCCGUGAUUCAGAGGCCAGCUCUGAACAACCUCCGGUCUUGCCUUUAUUCCUUGUAUCGCAUUUCAACGAGGAUAUAGCUCGCCUUGUCCCCUUGCAGCCCAACACUAUACCUUGUCCCCAGCCACCCAGGCACAGACUGUACUGCAAGCUUUUCCUGGAUCUGUUUCCAUUUGACGACCUUCUCGGUGAGCUGCAGAGGAUGCCUGGUUACCCAGAAGUGGACCCUUUCGAGGAUGUCGUCAAGAUGUCGCCUAGCAUGUUUUGUUCCAGUGUUGGUCUCACAACACCGGAUGAAGAUAGAUCUGACUGGGCGUUUUGAUUCUUGUAUCUUCUCAUGUCCAAUUCGUUUUGUACACUAUAUCGUCAUCGUUUCUGACCUGCAGACUCAAAGUUCAAGCUAGUACUGAAAGGCAGUCCACCCUCCAGUGAAUUUCAGU
Molecule: messenger RNA, 881 nt
Organism: Guyanagaster necrorhizus
Lineage: Eukaryota; Fungi; Basidiomycota; Agaricomycetes; Agaricales; Physalacriaceae
Exons: 2
Coding region: 227-763 (178 amino acids)
Source: RefSeq, a predicted model, not a curated record